GUACAAAAAUAUUCAUAGCUGCACUCUUUGUGGUGGCAAAAAACUGGAAAAUGAGGGGAUGCCCAUCAAUUGGGGAAUGGCUGAACAAACUGUGGUAUAUGUUGGUGAUGGAAUACUAUUGUGCUAAAAGGAAUAAUAAAGUGGAGGAAUUCCAUGGAGACUGGAACAACCUCCAGGAAGUGAUGCAGAGUGAGAGGAGCAGAACCAGGAGAACAUUGUACACAGAGACUGAUAUACUGUGGUACAAUCAAAUGUAAUGGACUUCUCUACUAGCAGCAAUGCAAUGAUCCAGGACAAUUGUGAGGGACUUAUGAAAAAGAACACUAUCCACAUCCAGAGAAAGAACUGUGGGAGUAGAAACACAGAAGGAAAACAACUGCUUGAUCAUAUAGUUCGAUGAGUAUAUGAUUGGGAAUGUAGACGCUAAAUGAUCACUCUAGUGCAAAUAUUAAUAAUAUGGAAAUAGGUCUUGAUCAAUGACACAUGUAAAACCCUUGUUGGCUACAGGAGGGGGGUGUGAGGAGGGGAGGGAAAGAACAUAAAUUAUGUAACCAUGGGAAAAUAUUCUAUAUUAAAUAAUUAAAUAAUUUUUUUAAAAAACCCUCUCCUCCCACCCUUUCAACAAAAAAAAAACAUCUUUAAGUAGAAUGAUACAACAUAACAGGAUGCCAUUCUAUAGCUACUGCCCACCACUUGUCUCCCCCAAAAGAAGGAAAUACCUAUUUUGCUUUUCAUUUCCCAGAGAGCCAUCCCUUAUAAUAAAGAGAGCAAGUGGGAAAAAAAAAAAAAGACUAGUUUGAUGGAUUGGAAUGGGGAGAGAUUUGAGGUGGGGGACUAACCAGUAGACUAUAGCAAAAACUGGGCACCAAGGUAGUGGUAAUUUCAGAAGAGAAAAAGAAGCAUAUCUGAGAGAUGUUACAAAGGUAGAAAUGACAAAACUUGGUCAUUGAUAGAAUAUAGAGUGGAGGGUGAAAGAGAGUAAUGAGUCAAGGCUAACACAUAGGUUGCAAGCUUGAGUGACUGGGAAGAUGGUAGUACCCUUGACAAUAAUAGAGAACUGAAAGAAUGGUGGGUUUGAAGGGGAAAAUAAUGAGAUAAUUAAUGCAGAGCAUUUUCUGUCUUUACUAUUCCUCUUUUCAUUACUCACUAUGUCACCCUCUCCAGAGUCAUGUUUUAAGAGUUUGAUCUUCGGCAGCCAGAGUUGGAUUUUGAUCAUUUUACAAAUGAAAUCUGUCCUUCCUCUCCCCAUCUUUUUCCCCCAGGUGGGACCUCUCAGUUUGCUGGUGUUAGGUAUCAUGGUUAUACACUGUAUGGGCAUCCUGGUGAAGUGUGCUCACCACUUCUGCCACAGAUGCCUAUUUCCUGCCUGUCCCACAAUGAGAUUGUUGUUGUCGUUUCACUCAUGUCCAAAUCUUUGUGGCCCCAUUUGGGAUUUUCUUGGAUGCAACGGUCCUUUGUGGACUAUGGAGACUCUGUGAUGUAUGGAAUGGAAGCCAGUCCCUUCUUCUGGCUUCAGAGGCAUUCUACGUGGGCAAGAUUACAUGGCAAGAUAAUCAAGCUGCUCCUUGGACUUAUGCUUCAUAAUCAGAACAGAGCUAUUGAUCUGGGAUAUUCUUCAAAGCUCUCUUCCUGCAUUGUAGGACUUGCCGAUAACCAACAUGGAACUUGUGAGCGUGAUGUACCCAUGAGCUUGGGGCAUCUCGUGAGGUCCUUGCUAAUCAUUACUCAGCUGGGUUUCUGCAGUGUGUAUUUUUUGUUUCUGGCUGACCACUUUAAGCAGAUGGCAGAAACCUCUUCCAUCAGUCACUCCUGCAAGAAAAAUGAGACAACAAUGAUGGAAAUUCCACCUUCUCUUAAUUUGCACCUCUACAUGCUUACCUUUCUACCCUUUGUGAUCCUUCUGGUCUUUUUCCAUAACAUACUAAUGCUGGCCAUCUUCUCCACUGUGGGUGAUAUUGCCAUCCUGGCAGCGGUGACCUUGAUCUUCAGCUACAUUAUUCAGGACCUACCAAAUCCUAAGAACCUGCCUUGGUCAGCAAAUUGGCAGUCAUACACCUUGUUCUUUGGGUCAGCCAUAUUUUCACUUGAAGGCAUUGGCGUGAUUCUCCCUAUUGAAAACCAAAUGAAGUUUCCUGGUCAUUAUACUGUGGUCCUGUACAUGGGGAUGCCCAUCAUCAUCGUUCUUUAUAUCACCCUGGGGACCUUGGGCUACUUGAAAUUUGGAGAAAACGUUCAGGCCAACAUUAUCCUCAAUCUGCCCAAUUGUUGGUUAUAUCAAUCUAUCAAGCUACUCUACUCCGUUGGAAUUUUUUUCACCUAUGCCCUGCAGUUCUAUGUCCCUACAAAGAUCAUCAUCCCUAUUGUCAUCUCCUGCGUACCAGAACAAUGGGAAUUAUUGGUUGACUUGUCUGUUCGUGCACUCAUGGUCUGUAUUACAUAUAUAGUUGCUAUGCUGAUCCCCCAUAUGGAGUUGGUCAUUGCACUGUUGGGUUCUGCAAGUUGUACUGCCCUGGCUCUGAUCAUCCCACCACUCCUGGAGAUCUGUACCUAUUACUUGGAUGGCAUAAGCUCUUUCACCAUUAUUAAGGAUUUAUUGAUCAGUUCUGUGGGAAUUCUUGGGUGUAUAAUGGGAACCUACCAAUCCUUCUAUGAACUAAUUCACCUGAGCUUUUUCAGUUCUCCAGAAGAUUCCACCAGAGCCUUUGAGUAAUUAUCUACUUUUAAUUGAACUUGUUUCUUCUUACCCCACAUUCCUAUACUGUGUUUUUAAACUGUUAUUAUACACACCUCACUCUUGGA
Messenger RNA from Monodelphis domestica (gray short-tailed opossum), 2799 nucleotides. The record is from RefSeq and is a predicted model, not a curated record. NCBI's taxonomy places the organism in Eukaryota, Metazoa, Chordata, Mammalia, Didelphimorphia, Didelphidae.